Messenger RNA from Arabidopsis arenosa, 1719 nucleotides. The record is from the annotation of a GenBank genome assembly. NCBI's taxonomy places the organism in Eukaryota, Viridiplantae, Streptophyta, Magnoliopsida, Brassicales, Brassicaceae.
AAAACAAUUGUCUACAUUCAUCUUCUUCUUCUUCAAACAAAAAUGGGUUUCUUAAAGUUCUCUCCGAUGAUCCUUCUCUUAGCAAUGAUCGGCGUUUCAUAUGCCAUCGACAUGUCAAUCAUCUCCUACGACGAAAACCACCACAUCUCCACCGUGAACAGCCGUACCGACGCGGAGGUUGAGAGAAUCUACGAGGCGUGGAUGGUGGAACAUGGGAAGAAGAAGAUGAACCAAAACGGUCUUGGUGCAGAGAAAGAUCAGAGAUUUGAGAUCUUUAAAGAUAAUCUUCGUUACAUCGAUGAACAUAACACCAAAAACCUCAGUUAUAAACUUGGUUUAACCCGGUUUGCUGAUUUAACCAAUGAUGAGUACCGAUCUAUGUACCUUGGUGCUAAACCGGUGAAGAGAGUUUUGAAAACCAGUGAUCGGUAUGAAGCGCGUGUUGGUGACGCGCUUCCUGAUUCCGUUGACUGGAGAAAAGAAGGUGCCGUCGCCGAUGUUAAAGAUCAAGGAAGCUGUGGGAGUUGUUGGGCAUUUUCAACUAUUGGGGCCGUGGAAGGAAUAAACAAGAUUGUGACAGGAGAUUUAAUUUCUUUGUCUGAACAAGAAUUGGUUGAUUGUGACACAUCUUAUAACCAAGGUUGUAAUGGUGGUUUGAUGGAUUAUGCGUUUGAGUUUAUUAUCAAAAAUGGCGGUAUCGAUACCGAAGAGGAUUAUCCUUACAAGGCUGCUGAUGGUCGUUGUGACCAGAACAGGAAAAAUGCUAAGGUUGUUACCAUUGAUUCGUAUGAAGAUGUGCCUGAGAACAGCGAGGCGUCUCUAAAGAAAGCUUUGGCUCACCAGCCCGUUAGUGUCGCCAUUGAAGCUGGUGGUCGCGCUUUCCAGCUCUAUUCUUCGGGUGUGUUUGACGGAAUCUGUGGAACGGAGCUAGACCACGGUGUUGUGGCUGUGGGUUACGGAACUGAGAACGGAAAGGACUACUGGAUUGUGAGAAACUCAUGGGGAAACAGAUGGGGAGAGAGCGGAUACAUAAAGAUGGCACGUAACAUUGCAGAGCCAACAGGAAAGUGUGGAAUAGCGAUGGAGGCUUCGUAUCCGAUCAAGAAAGGUCAGAACCCACCAAACCCUGGCCCAUCACCGCCAUCUCCCAUUAAGCCACCAACCACGUGUGACAAAUAUUUCUCUUGCCCUGAGAGCAACACUUGUUGUUGUCUCUACAAGUAUGGUAAGUACUGCUUCGGUUGGGGAUGUUGCCCGCUUGAAUCUGCUACUUGCUGCGAUGAUCACUCAAGUUGCUGUCCUCAUGAGUACCCGGUUUGUGACGUUAACCGCGGAACCUGUUUGAUGAGCAAGAACAGUCCGUUGAGCGUGAAGGCUCUCAAGCGUACACCCGCAAUACCGUUCUGGGCAAAGAGCAGAAAGCACAUUGCUUUGUGGUAUAGAUUCCAUCAGAGAAAGAAUGACCUCAUUCCUCUUCACCUGCAGUUGCCAAAUGGGGAGAUAUCUGAAUCAAAUGGCUUCAUAUCUCCGAUGUGGGGCGGUGUGAUUGUGUGGAACCCGGAAAAUUAUGAUAAGGACUCUGAAAGCCCACGUAGGAACACGAUAUCGCCUCAGAAUCUCGAAACGAUACCGCCUCAGGAUCUUGAGCAAAUAGUUGAAGCAUUCUAGGAGCAAAUACGACAACUAUGUGGCUUUAAGUAUUAAACCAUUUUUACCAGU